AUGGAGGUAUUUGUGUUAUUACAGCUGCUCCUGCUUUAUCACAAAGUAUUUAAUGCUCACAUUGUGAAGUGUAGGAUUAGAAACCUAGAACCACCCAUCCAAGAGUAUCAGCAAUCAGGAGACCUCUUUGUUGGUGCUAUUGCUUCUCAGAGUUUCAACAUCAAUCCCAUAGAAUUCACUGAAUACCCCCGAUUUGCAUUGGCGGAUGAGCUCGCUACCAUACCUAAGCAUUACCAGCACAUGCUGGCCUUGGAAUACGCUGUAAAGGAGAUCAAUGAAAAUCCAGCAAUCUUACCCAAUGUCACCUUGGGCUUUCAAAUCUACGACAGCUAUUUCAGUGCUAAGCCGACUUAUCAUGCCAUAAUUCAACUGAUGUCCACUCCAAAGUUGUCUGUUCCUAACUUCAAAUGUGACGUCCAGAAUAAUCUGCUAGCCAUCAUAGGGGGAUUGGACUCCAAGACCUCUCUCGAUGUGGCAGCAAUGCUGGGCAUCUAUAAGAUUCCACAGCUCCACUAUUUCCUUAGAAAUAUUGAAUUUAACAACAGUGCUGGGGAAAAAAUUUCAUUGAACGAGAACGGGGAGUUAAUAGCUGGAUUUGACAUUGAGAACUGGAUUAUUUCCUCAAACCAAUCCUUUCACAGAGUGAAACUUGGCAGGAUGGAUCUCCAGGAUCCCCAUGUUCAUUUCCAACAAGCAUUCACCAUCAAUGAUAAAGACAUCACAUGGCCAGACUGGUUUAACCAGAACGAUAGCAAUGAGGAGAACUGGGUGAGAAUGAGUGAAAAAGCUCACUUGAUGCCUCCUUUGUUGUGCAAAGAAAUUUCACUGGACCGUAGCGAGCAACUAGAAAACAACCUUGAUGAUUGCUAUCAGUGUUCAGAGGAAAAGUAUCCGAGCAAAAACCAGGAUUUGUGUAUUCCCAAGAACAUCAGCUUUCUUUCGUACGAAGAACUGUUGGGGAUGAGUUUAGCUUUUUUAGCUCUUUCGUUCUCCAUGAUCACUUCUCUGAUUCUCAGAAUAUUUAAGAAAUUUCAAAGUACUCCCAUCGUCAAAGCCAACAAUCGGAGCCUCACCUACAUUCUUCUCAUCUCUCUUCUGCUCUGCUUCCUUUGCACUUUGCUGUUCAUUGGCCGCCCAGAGAACGUGACCUGUCUCCUCCGCCAAACUGCCUUCGGCACCAUUUUUUCAGUGGCUAUUUCUUGUGUGCUGGCCAAAACUAUAACUGUGGUGCUGGCUUUCAUGGCCACCAGGCCAGGAUCCAGGAAGAGGAAAUGGGUGCGUGAAAGUCUGGCCAAUUCAACUGUGUUUUCCUGUUCCCUCAUACAAGCGGGCAUUUGUACUUUCUGGCUAGCCAUGUCUCCUCCAUUCCCGGAUGCUGACAUGCACUCUGUGACUGAAGAAAUUGUCCUAGAAUGUAAUGAAGGGUCUGUGAUCCUGUUUUGCUGUGUCUUGGCUUACAUGGGAUUCCUGGCCCUUUUGAGCUUCACUGUGGCUUUCUUUGCUAGGAAACUCCCCGAUGCUUUCAAUGAAGCCAAAUUCAUCACCUUCAGCAUGCUGGUCUUUUGCAGUGUGUGGUUAUCCUUUGUUCCAGCCUACUUGAGCACAAAGGGAAAAUACAUGGUGGCUGUGGAGAUCUUCUCUAUCUUAGCUUCUAGUGCUGGGCUACUGAGUUUCAUUUUUUUCCCUAAAUGCUUUAUAAUUCUGUUGAGGCCUGAAUUAAACAAAAGGGAAAUAUUAAUAAGGGGCAACACACAAAGAUCACAAGUGUAA
Gekko japonicus is the source of this 1770-nucleotide messenger RNA. Its product is annotated as vomeronasal type-2 receptor 26-like. Bases 1 to 1770 code for a protein of 589 amino acids. Gene Ontology annotation, biological process: G protein-coupled receptor signaling pathway. Gene Ontology annotation, molecular function: G protein-coupled receptor activity. Gene Ontology annotation, cellular component: membrane. The transcript has 5 exons. NCBI's taxonomy places the organism in Eukaryota, Metazoa, Chordata, Lepidosauria, Squamata, Gekkonidae. The record is from RefSeq and is a predicted model, not a curated record.